CCGUCUCUAUUCUUUACCCCUUCUAUGUAGUCGUCCAUUAUGAAGACCAUCGUUAUAACAGGAGCCAGUGGCUUCGUCGGUCAGACCCUCGCGAAGAAGCUCCUCGAGACCUCCCCCGAUGUUCAGCUCAUCCUCUCUGACGUACAUGAGCCUCCGAUUCCACAACCAAAGUCCAGCAGCGUGAAAUGCAUAGCUGCCGACUUAACUAAUCCUUCAGCGUGUCAGUCGCUGAUAGAUUGCUCGCCCGAUGUCGUUUAUAUUCUCCAUGGCAUCAUGUCAUCUGGCUCGGAAGCAAACCUGGAGCUCGGGAUGAAAGUGAACUUUGAAAGCGUUCGCAGCCUCCUAGAUACCAUCAGAUUGAAGAAUCCUGGAACAAAAGUUAUCUUCACAUCGUCUUGUGCUGUGUUUGGGAGAGCCGCUGUCAAAAAUGUGGCCACCGAAACAGACAUCGUUCCAAUGCCGGAGAGCUCAUACGGCACGCAAAAGUUGAUGGUUGAGCUUCUUAUCAACGACUACUCCAGGAGAGGAUUAAUAGAUGGUCGAGUAGUGCGAUUACCUACCAUCUUCGUAAGAGCUGGGGCUCCAACAGCGGCGGCUUCCUCCUUUGUAUCUGGUAUUGUGAGAGAGCCAGUUCACGGGCAGGAGAGCGAGCUUCCGGUGGAUCCAGAUAUCGGAAUCUGGUUGGCUUCACCGCGUACACUAGCGCACAACCUUGUGCAUGCAAUGGAAGUUCCAGCAGAGAAGUUCGGGCAUUUCAGAACAGUACUGCUCCCUGGAUACACGGCGACGAGCGGUGAGAUCCUGCAAACAUUGGAAAAGGUUGCCGGAAAAGGAACAAGAUCACUGGUGAAAGAGAAACGCGACGAAACCAUCCAAAGAAUUGUUCUUAGCUGGCCGGCCAAAUAUGAUACUUCAAGAGCCAAAAGUCUGGGCUUUGCGGACGAUGUAGGGCUGGAGCAGACGAUAAAGUGCUUUAUCGAAUCAGUUAAGCAGGCAUCAUAG
This is a messenger RNA of Lindgomyces ingoldianus, 1002 nucleotides long. RefSeq names its product NAD-dependent epimerase/dehydratase-like protein. The record is from RefSeq and is a predicted model, not a curated record. Bases 40 to 1002 code for a protein of 320 amino acids. The transcript has a single exon. Lineage: Eukaryota; Fungi; Ascomycota; Dothideomycetes; Pleosporales; Lindgomycetaceae.